Molecule: messenger RNA, 465 nt
Organism: Fusarium tjaetaba
Lineage: Eukaryota; Fungi; Ascomycota; Sordariomycetes; Hypocreales; Nectriaceae
Product: AT hook DNA-binding motif
Exons: 1
Coding region: 1-465 (154 amino acids)
Source: RefSeq, a predicted model, not a curated record
AUGGCACGAUUCCGGAAUUACUGGUCCCACGCGAUCGACAAAGAGUAUGUUACAGCGGACUUCUAUUUCGAUGUAGGAAAGGAGACCUGCCCUCAACAGGCAUCUCGAGCUACAUCGAUCGGUGAUGAAGGUGUAUUGAAUGGCGAUAGCGACAAUUUGGCGUGCACUCCGGCUGGGACGCUUUUGUACAAGCGUUAUUGUCUCCAAUCAUACUCACAUCUAGCGCAAAACGAUGUCACCGCCCAAGAAAUUGAGAAGCAAAUGUUCUAUCCUUUCAGUAUGCUCCACGACACUGGAAGCCUGACUGUUAAGACGGGUCAGCGAUCCUUACAGCGCAAAGCUGAACUUCUGUAUUCUCAGUUCUACCCCAGUAUCAAAGAGGUUUUCGCGACAGGGAACGUUUAUCCGUUCACUAAUACCGCAAUCAAAACCCUUGCGUUAGACAAAAAGUUACGACAAACUUAG